UCUGUGAUACCACCAUAGAUGUGGUGGUCCGUGGUGUCAAAUAUUUGAUCAGUUUUUCAGUUAUCUCUAGAAUCUAUUCUACUUAAUAAUUUAUUUCAGUGUGUUUAACUUUGAUCUCUUAGGAGCUGGAGUCUGGAGCAACAAAAUAUAUGUACUUAAAUCAUUUGAGUAAUAUCACCGAAUUUCAUAAUGUCUAACAAAAAGUAUGGCCUAAUUAUUCCUGAGAAAUCACAUCUGCCAACAUUCCAGGCAUCACGUAAUGUUUUUGGGGAUGAUUCUGACUCGGAAGAUGAAUUUAAGAAAAAACAUGUUCUAUUGAAAUCAAGUGAUGCUUCUAUAAGACAGGGCAAAAUUGAACAAAAAAAGGCUAUACUAGAAGAUCCAACUGUUUACCAAUAUGAUGAGAUUUAUGAUUCUAUGGUGAUACAAAAGGAAAAUAAAGCAAUUAAAAGUAAAGAGAACAAAAAUCCUAAAUAUAUAGAAAAUCUGUUAAAAACUGCCAAUAAAAGGAAAAUAGAAAAUGAGCGGAGGAUUGAGAGACAGAUACAAAAAGAGAGAGAACAGGAAGGUGAAGAAUUUGCUGAUAAAGAAGUUUUUGUCACAUCAGCAUAUAAAAAAAAGUUAGAAGAACUGCGAUUAGAAGAAGAAAAAGAAAAACGGGAAGAAUAUUUAGAAAAAAUAGGAGAUGUUACUCAACAACAAGAUUUGGGUGGAUUUUAUCGACAUCUUUACGAGCAAAAGUUAGGUUUUGAUAGACCUCAAAAAGAUGAUAUUAAUGAAAAACCUGAAGAAAAAAAACAGUCUAAACUUUAUAUAGAUAAAUUUCAAGGAAAUAAAUCUGAUAGUUCACCAGUGUCUAAGAAAAGGAACUAUAGAAAACAAAGAAAAUCAUCACAUGAUGCUAAUAUAUCAGAGGAUGAGAUAGCAGAUUCUGACAAUGAAAUAAAUAAGAAAAAAUCUAAACAGACUGAAGUGAAUAUUGAUGCAGAUUCAGACUUCUCAAUAGAUGAAUCUAGUGAUGAUGAACAAAAGCCAAAGACUCCUAGUUCAAAAGCAACUGUUGAAAAUAAAUUAAUAAAACCUGAUGACAAUCCAAAUAUUGAAUCUAAAGGUGGAAAAGCUGAAAGCACAGUUGAAACAAAACUUGAAGAAGAAAUUAAACAUAAACUUGAUAUUUGGAAGAAGAGAACUGUUGGAGAAGUAUUUGAUCAGGCUUUAAAAAGGUAUUAUGAGAGGAAAGCAGCUAGAGGAAGUUAAGAAAUGGGUCAAGAAAAAAUUAGAAUUUAAAUCAAAAGUAUAAUAAUUGUAAAACUAGUUAAACUAUUAUGUAUUAUGUAUAGCUAAUAAAAUAAAAUUUAUUUCCUUCAUUCAUGAUUAAAUACUCCUGCUUAGUAAUGUGCCUUGCAGUGAACUGUAACAAUAAAACAUAUAGUACUUAAUGAUUUUUAAUAUA
This is a messenger RNA of Pieris rapae (cabbage white), 1453 nucleotides long. RefSeq names its product nuclear speckle splicing regulatory protein 1. Bases 190 to 1257 code for a protein of 355 amino acids. The record is from RefSeq and is a predicted model, not a curated record. Gene Ontology annotation, biological process: regulation of alternative mRNA splicing, via spliceosome. NCBI's taxonomy places the organism in Eukaryota, Metazoa, Arthropoda, Insecta, Lepidoptera, Pieridae. The transcript is spliced from 5 exons.